CCUUUGCCUUCCACAGAGACUGACGGAUGCCCCCUCCCUCCCAGGGUCUCACUGCCUACCACGACAUCUCCCUGGACAAGUGCUACGUCAUUGAACUCAACACCACCAUUGUGCUACCCCCUCGAAACAUCUGGGAGCUCCUCAUGAAUGUGAAGAGAGGGACCUACCUCCCACAGACGUACAUCAUCCAGGAGGAGAUGGUGGUGACGGAGCUUGUCAGUGACAAGGAGGCUCUGGGCUCCUUCAUCUACCACCUGUGCAAUGGGAAGGACACGUACCGGCUGCGGCGCCGGGCCACCCGCAGGCGGAUCAACAAACGUGGGGCCAAGAACUGCAAUGCCAUCCGUCACUUUGAGAACACCUUCGUGGUGGAGACGCUCAUCUGCGGGGUGGUGUGAAGCCUUCCCUCCAGGCCCGCCCUGCCCUCUCCUUCCUCCUCCUGGCCGCUCUCCGGCCCUCCUCCUCCCUUUGCUUAGCUUGUACCUUGGGCACUUUUCCAUAGAUGUGA
Molecule: messenger RNA, 508 nt
Organism: Peromyscus leucopus (white-footed mouse)
Lineage: Eukaryota; Metazoa; Chordata; Mammalia; Rodentia; Cricetidae
Product: integral membrane protein 2C-like
Exons: 3
Coding region: 27-398 (123 amino acids)
Biological process (GO): negative regulation of amyloid precursor protein biosynthetic process
Cellular component (GO): extracellular exosome; plasma membrane; Golgi apparatus
Molecular function (GO): amyloid-beta binding
Source: RefSeq, a predicted model, not a curated record